Molecule: messenger RNA, 2459 nt
Organism: Cyclopterus lumpus (lumpfish)
Lineage: Eukaryota; Metazoa; Chordata; Actinopteri; Perciformes; Cyclopteridae
Gene: pgpep1
Product: pyroglutamyl-peptidase I
Exons: 6
Coding region: 716-1366 (216 amino acids)
Biological process (GO): proteolysis
Cellular component (GO): cytosol
Molecular function (GO): pyroglutamyl-peptidase activity
Source: RefSeq, a predicted model, not a curated record
GGGCCGAACCGGUCUUUAUUGCCAUGGAGACUUUGGGUAAACUACAAACAGUGCAAUGCAUUGUGGUUUGAUGUCAUAGCAUAAAAAAGCUCAGGGUCGCCAAAAGAGAGCAGAGACUGGGCGGGGAAGGUGUAAGAGACGAGGGCCGAGGAAAGAACAGAGGAACAUGCCUUACAGAAAGUAUUCCUUCAACUAAGGCACGUUUAAAAGACUUGAAGAAUAUAAUAGAGUAUGACAAUGAGCUCUAGAUAUUAUAUUUGAUUACAUACGUUUAACACACGCGUUUAAUGUAAUCUUGUAGCCUGCUACUCCAUAAAACAAGGCUAUAGGAUCCGGAGCAAGACGUACAUCGGUCUUAAAUUAUUAAGUUGAUAACCGAAUUCAUAUUUUUAUUCCACUUCAUCAGCCUUCCAACACUAAUGCGAACGCCUCUUUCUCCAGCUCUUUAAGGAUCCAUGGUCACAUUCAACCCUCACACAAGACCAAGAGAAUGAAAUGAGCCAAAUGUUUUACUGUAGGAGGAACUGCUGUUGACGAUUGCAUGCCCAUCCAGUAGAUGGCAGUAUGAUCCAUCCAGAUCUGGUGAGCCACUUCCUUUAAGCCCUGAGCCAGAAGAUAACAGCAGCAAGCGUACACAGUCCUGGGAUUCUUACAUGGGAUAUUUCAUCCCCUUUUUAUACAUCAAUGACAAUUCUCGUCAUAACAACCAAGGACAAUGGCAAAUAAGAAGAAAGUAAUAGUAACAGGGUUUGAGCCUUUUGGAAAGCAUGCGGUGAACUCCAGCUGGGUGGCAGUACAGGAACUGGAGCGAUUGGGGCUGGGUGAAGCAGUAGACCUUCAUGUGUGUGAGGUGCCUGUUGAAUACCAGGCUGUUCAGGGCAUACUGCCGUCUCUGUGGAAAGAGCACAAGCCCCAGCUGAUGGUCCAUGUCGGUGUUUCUGGGUUAACCACCACUGUCACUCUGGAGCAGUGCGGCCACAACAAGGGUUACAAGCGCCUGGACAACUGCAGCUUCUGCCCAGCUUCCCAGUGCUGCAUGGACAGCGGCCCCGACUGCAUACACUCUGUCCUGGACAUGGAUACAGUCUGCGGAAGGGUCAAUGACUCCGGCCUCGGGGUCACUAUUUCUGUAUCUAAGGAUGCUGGACGGUAUCUGUGUGACUACACCUACUACACCUCUCUGUACCUGGGGCAGGGCCACUCUGCCUUCAUCCAUGUGCCUCCACUUGGAAAACCCUACAGCAGCCAGGACCUGGGCAGAGCUCUUCAGGCCGCUAUACAGGAGAUGCUGAAACUGCUGGAACUGGAUCACAAACACCACCAGCACUGCAAUCACAAGCACCAACACCAGCAUGAGCACUACUGAGUUCUAGUGCGGGGAGUGAUGACCCGAGAUAGUUCACCGUUAGCUCCAGAAAUUAAUGGCAUGAAUUUCCUGUUGUCUAAACUGGGUGCUUUUAACUGUUAUAUCAAUGCCAAUUGUACAAUUGUGAAGGUUUUUACAAGUUUGACUACAGCAUCUGUUUAUUAUAGACCUGGUCUGGGUCUUUGCAUGAAUGGGUUUGAAUGUGUGUGCAAGAGUAGUGGGCAUCUAUCUGUAAGUGUUCAUGUCUCUACAAUUCUGCCUCUGAUAAGACUGUGAAAUCAUGUGAAAGGGGGAUUUAUCUGACUACAUUAAGAUAGAAUAGUAGUAUUAACAAGGUAGUAGCUGAAACUACAAUUUAUAAAUGGUGAUACAUUGUGGGAACAUUUACGGUUUAAGUCACAUCCUCAUGUUUUACGCUGCCAUUCCCUUGCAUUGGUUCUAUUGCUUGUAUUUGCACCAGAUAAAUGUACAGAUUCACACUUCUAAUGAUUUGUUUGUCUCAGGGAAUAUGUUUCACACACAAUCAAUAUUAAGUAAUUUGAUCAAUUUAAUAUGUCUGUCCUAUGUAUGUUGUGCAGCUUUGCAAGUCAAAGCCAGCUCAAAGCUGAGUAUAAUUAAAACAUUUUUUUAUUUGUCCAUGUCAGUGUGAAAUCUUCAGCAGAAAUAUUGCUCACACUUGUACUGCUUUUGAGUACAUCUAGUUUUAUUUUAACUCAACUAAAAAAGUGUUGUUCAGUGCUUACGAAUGAUUUCAUCAUUUACAAAUGACUUACAGCAUUGAGUAGUUUGACAUGCUUAUGUUGCCUUUUUAAGUUGUCUGAAUUCUGUAAUUCAGGCUUCUUACCAAGUAAGGCCACUGACUGGAGACAACUAAAGACUUGUGGCUAUUGUCCAGAUGAAAAGCCAAGCAAGACAAAAAGAUUUCAGUGAUUCCGGUUGGAUUAGGAUGAAAAGACAACUAAUCUUUGAUUCAGUUUUUUUUAAAGACUUUUGAUGUUAGAAAAGUAUGAUUUUAAGUCUGUGAUUUUCCUAAGACAUUGAGAAUGUUCGUGCAGCGAGGUGUAACACAAAAUAAAGAAACUAUCUAUUGCUU